Cucumis melo (muskmelon) is the source of this 1206-nucleotide messenger RNA. RefSeq lists its product as uncharacterized. Lineage: Eukaryota; Viridiplantae; Streptophyta; Magnoliopsida; Cucurbitales; Cucurbitaceae. The coding region runs from base 215 to 1018 and encodes 267 amino acids. Gene Ontology annotation, biological process: tRNA-type intron splice site recognition and cleavage. The transcript is spliced from 5 exons. Gene Ontology annotation, cellular component: tRNA-intron endonuclease complex. The record is from RefSeq and is a predicted model, not a curated record.
UUAGAGUAAUUAAAAAAGUUAGAUUACUACUGACUGCCAAAACCCUCUCCAUAAAUCUUGAUUAUUUCCUUCAUUGCCUCCAACCGUUGCAUCGUCACUACAAGUUCCCCGGAUCUUCGGCCGUCGCUACUUUUGCCGACAUCUCCCAGUCACUUCCGAGACCAACGCCGGUGAGCGUUUCGUGACGUUUCGAUAUUUGGUUCGGAGGUUUGUGAUGGAGGCUACGAAUUGGAAAAGCUCUUCAGGAGGAGCUAGUGAUACUGGUGAUGAAGACAAUUACGAACAAGACAUAAACGACGAAGAAGAAUGUCUCAGUGCAUCGCGGUGCUUGCGCAAGUUGCAAUUCAGGAAGCAUGCUUCAACUGCUCGAUGGAACGAUCAAAUGGGAAUGGCAGAAGUUUUAGAGAACAAGGGCAGCCUUUGGACGACAACUGGCAUUGUACGUUGUGGCAAGAUUUAUUGUACCAUUGAGGAAACUUUAUUUCUUAUUGAAGUCGGGGCCUUACAUCUUUUGGAUCAUGAUAAUUCAACUCUUUCGUUGAAAGAUGUAUAUAAGAAGGUAGCUGAAGGAAGAAGUGGCUGUAUCUGGGAGCAGUUUGAGGUUUAUAGGCACCUCAAAUCUCUUGGUUACAUUGUUGGAAAGCAUAAAGUUCCUUGGUCUCUAAAGAAUGUUAGGAAUGACUGUGACCUUUCAUCUCCAAGUUCUACUGAAAAGAAAGGAGUAUCAGAUGUCAAAUCAGAAGAUGAGCAGUUGAUUUCCGGGCUAUUAAAUGCCAUUCAGCUCGAUGAAGUGACACCCAUUUUUGAUGUUUUUCUUCCACAUAACAAAUUUAGAAAAUCUUCUCCUGGUGACCCAAAUUUUAUGGUCUGCUUGGCUAGGGGAUAUCCACCAUCAAAAGAAGAGAUUGAAGUUCUUGAGAGAACAUCAAGAGGCAUUCCAAUGAAAUAUUGUCAUGUUGAACAUGGAAGAGUCUGCUUCUUUUCAUUUGAUAAGGUGGAGCUCCCUCUCUUACCUUGACAUUGUUGUGGAUUACUCUGCUAUCCAUCAUCAUCAUCAUCAUCAUCAUCAUUUCUAUUAGUAGUUGGUGUUUUAUUUGAAUUUUAUUUUAUGUUUUCUUUUGAGUCAUGAGCACAGGGAUUCCUAUUUCUUGUAUUCAGCUGCUAUAGCUUGUUUCUUGAAAUUGAUUAUAUGAACUACUUUGGAUA